This is a messenger RNA of Pimephales promelas (fathead minnow), 4812 nucleotides long. The record is from RefSeq and is a predicted model, not a curated record. Lineage: Eukaryota; Metazoa; Chordata; Actinopteri; Cypriniformes; Leuciscidae.
GAGAAGCAGCAAUGGUGGAUUGUGUUUUUCUCCAUGGUAAUGUAACUGCAGAGAGCUUUGAUAGCGAGAUGAGCUCCGCGGGGAUGUUCCAGACGCAGAUCUCCGCGAUCAUGAAGGCGGCCGCGGUGGAGAUCAGUCAGUUGCUGGAGGAAGAGGCUGCAGCUCUUCAUCAGGAGAUCCGGAGGAGGAACCAGGAGAUCCAGGGACUGAAGACUGAACUACUGAGAGUCACUGCAGAGAGAUGCUCUGUCGGCGUACAGGUGGAGCUCAUGGACACGAGUGUAACCGCUCAUUCGCGGGAAGCUCAGACUGAUCAUCGCAGCCAGGAAAAGAUCGUUGUGAAGAAUCUCUCAGAGGAGAAACCUCACUUUACACAUGCGGCGGAUGUGAAUGCACAACUUUUGAAACAAGAAGAGUCUGUACCGCCGCUGAAGGAACCGGAGGAAGAGGAGCUCAGCGGACUGGAGUUUGAGAUGAAGAUCGAACAGGUGGAAGAACUUGUGGAUCAGACACUGGGUCAAGUUCAGGAAAAGCAGAAGUGUAAAGGACAAAACCACUGCCAUGACGGAAACUCUCGUUUAUGGUGUUCCGGGAAAGUGUUUGACCAUCCGGAAAAUCUUGUGGAGUCGGAACAACAUUCCCAGAGUUUUACAGAUCCAUAUGGGAUGGAGGAUCCGACGACCACGUCAACUCAGUCCGGUUUAUUGGCUGUUCUGCAGAACGAGAGCUUUGGCGUUGCAGACAUUGAGUAUGACUUGAAUCUUCAGGAUUCCCAUAGACACUCUCCCACAACGAGCUCAUCUGACUCGACGCCGUUCAACACACUCCCAUCCUCACAUUCAAGCUCGUGUUUGCCCAAAACGCUCCCACAGAGUCUGAAUGCCGGCAAGCACACAGAACCCAAACCCUUCCGAUGUGACGAGUGCGGGAAAGGCUUUACACAGAGGACUCGGCUGUUAACACACAGACUAGUUCACACAGGCGAGAAACCCUUCAGAUGUGACGAGUGCGGGAAAGGCUUCACACAGAGGACCCGUCUUUUAACACACAGACUAGUGCACACGGGCGAGAAACCCUUCAGAUGUCAUUUUUGCGGUAAGACUUUCUCCAGACAGGACAACUGUCUCAGACACGUGCGCUUGCACAGCGGACAGAGAUGAUGAACUUGGACACGAUCGCACACUCACACAAGGUUUUACAUAUCGUGUCUCAAAGUGAGAUUUCUUAGAAUUGUAACUGUGUUGAUAUUAGCUUUAGUUGCAUUUCUGCAUUAAGGCCUGUUACACACAUCUUACACUGUUAUUAUGCAACUUCUCCCUUGCCAUGAAAUACAUAAUGUUGAAACCACACCAGUAGGUGGCGGCAAAGCAUUGGUUUAACGAGUGAAGCCUUGUGUAUACUCGACGCGUCCGCAAGAGCGAGAAGGGCGCGUGGAAAAAAUUACGUCAUAGCUGUGGGCGGUCGUGCGCGUUGGACGCGCAAAACCCCAUAUCGCUUGACGGUGUGCACGGCACUUUUUAUAACAUCACGUGCGGCGCCGCAUCCGAAGAUGAACGACUUCGAGCCGAAUCUGACCAAACUGGUAAGAUCUGUACCAGCAUGUUUAUGAUGUUUUGAUACACAGAGACUUUUGCAUUGAUAGGCGGCCAUAAAAUCUAAUUUUGUGAACAGGAACACAUUUGCAUUAAGCACCUAGUUUGCACUUGCCCUGUAGAUGAAAUUAAGGUUUAAAAACUCUCCAAUUUAAGGCUUCAGUUGUUUAACUAGUUUACUUGCAGUGAACGUAGCCUACAAUAAACCUACUGCAUUUACCUCUUUUAUGAAUUAGCAAUUAAUAAACUACUAAUAAACAGCAAACUACUUCUUCACUGCUGAUUCCUGGUGGUUUAACGGUGAGCGCGUCAAAUAUAAACGCCUCGUCCGUUUGGAGAGGUGCGCGCGCAGUCAGCAGUCGUGCGGACACGUCGAGUAUACACAAGGCUUGAGUCACUGAGUUAUUCACUCAUCCGAUUCAUUCAGGCACAAAGCAGAAGUGAGUCGACGAAUCAUUUCGUUCAAAAACGCAGACUCAUUCGGUGACGAACUACUGUGCUGUUCUGAGAUGUGCAAUGGCUCUAAAGUUUAGAACUAUUUUCAUUGGUUAAAUAGAAGAAAAAGGAUAAUAUUGACAAUAUUGUGUCUAAAAUCUAAGUCACUAAAUAGCCUAUUAACUUAUUGUUUAUUGAAUUGUUGUUGGCCGAUAAAAUCAUUAUCGCGUUUGCAAACAAGCUGAUAUACGGGAAAAAGGGACUGUGCAAAAAAACGGGACUUUUUUGCACCAUAUCUUUUUGGAAUUAUUUUUUAUUAAUUUUGAUAGCAUUUUUGCUCCAAGUCACAUUAUUUAAUGGACCUCGGAUAACAUGAACUAACAAUGAACACUUGUGUUUUUAUUAACUAAUGUGAACAAAGGUUUAUAAAUACUGUAACAGAUGCAUUGCUCAUUGUUAAUGUUAAUUAAAGCAUUAACUAACCUUAACUAAUGUGGCUUUAUUGUAAAGUGUUACCAAAUUAAAAAAAAUACAUAUAAUGAAAAACUUAAACAAGCAGAAAAUAUAAAAAUACAAACUAAAUCAAAAUACGAUAAUCAUUGUAUAAUGAAAUUCGUAAACUUUCCCGUCUCCAUUUUUUUAUUUUGUUAAUAUUAGUUCUGGUGAAAGCCAAAAUAUUAAAUUUCAUGGCUGUAUAUUGCCUGAGUAAUCCACUGUUCUGUAGAGAUCCUCAUUGCAUGUCCAAAUUGUUGAAUAUAAUCUCAACCAUUUCAAUGGUUGAGAACCAAAUGAGUUGAUUUGCAUACAGCCAAUACUCAUUACAUUUAAAAGGCAAUGUCUGAAGAAUAAAAUCAUGUUGAAACUAGAAUUUUGUUUUGUUCUAUCAAAACAAUUGAAUAGAACAUUCCUGUCCAGUGCCAAAAAUACACUGAAAUGGUCAUGUUGAGGUACAGUAGUUGUAUUACUAACUUUCAGAAGUUUGUACAUAAAAAUCUAUAUUUUAAUUAGUCAGAGAUAUUUGUAAGAAUGGAUAUUAUUAAUUUUAAUAGCUUCUAAAACUUUGAAACUAAUGUCACACCUUUUAGGAAAGGGUUUGCUUUUCCAACACAUAUUCUCAGUAUUGACAUAAACCAUUGACCAAUGGCUAAAAUUCAACACUUUGGGCUUGGAGAUGAAUUGAGAUCCCCAUAUCUGUGGGAUUGAACCAUAUUGGGCCUUAAACAUUAAGAUACCAAAAGGGAAGUUUAUUAAGAACCAGAAUGUAAAAAUCAAACUGAGAUAUCUUUAAUACUUCUUGAGUUAAAGGCAUGCAAACUUUGGAAAAAGAGCUUUUAUGGCACUUGGACAGGAAUUUUCAAUGCAAUCGUUUUUAUAGGGGGAAACAAUGCAUUUCUAGUUUCAACAUUAUUUGUUCUUCAGAUAUUCCACUUAAAAAGAGAAAAAGCAUCAGCUGUAAGAAAAGUGACCCAAAUCUGGUUUUUUGACAUUGGAAAUGGCUAUGUACAAUUGAACAAUUUACUCUUGGAGCCACAUUGAGAUCCCCAUAUCUCUGAAACUGGACCAUAUCGGGCCUUAAAACUGAAGAUUUCUAAAGAAAAGUUUGUUAGGAACCAGAAUAUAGAAGGAUAUUAAGAUAUGUUUAAUACUUCUUGAGUUACAGGCAUUCAAACUUUGGGGGGGAAGUCAUGAAAAGUGCUUUUGCCCCAUGUUUGAACUGGCACGGUUGGUAUAUAAUGCAACAAAGAUUACAAAAGUCAAAAGAUUUCACUAAUAAAUCUAUCAAUCUAUGUGUAAAACUAAAUUAAUGAUGCUGUCAUCUCUCUUAAGUAAUUUUUAGCCCCCGUAAUUUGGCUCCGAACCUCAAAAUUGUAAUUAGUAAAUAGUCCUCCAUGAGAUUUAAUAUUUUGCUUUUCUACACCCUUUAUGUUUGUCUUUCACCAGAAAAGAAGUGAUCAAAGUCCGGGGACCCCUGGUUGAGUUAACCACUGCUAAUCCAGAUGCCAAAAUUAUAAUUUUUUAGGAAAUAUUUAAUGUGUUUUAAAUUUGUAAUUAAAAAUAAUAAUAAUACAUUUUAUUUGCAAUGUACCUUUCUUAUCCUCAAAGCGCUAUAAAAAAAACAAGCGAAACAAUACAUGAAAUAUUGGACGCAUGUGUGAAACAGGCCUGAUGCGUAAAGCUGAUGUUUGGAUCUUUAAUGUUUUAUCAUAUUCACUUUAAUCUGAAUCUCACACUUGAAAUUGUCGAUCAAACGUGUUGACAUAAUCGUCAGGGAUCUUGCUCUGUGUUUCCGGUCACAGAUUUGACCCUGGAUUAACCCUCAGUAAUCAUGACUGUGUAUUUGUAAACCUUGGCUUAUUUGCAUAUUUACAUUUUGACAUUUGUUGUAAGCAUGUUUUAAUAACUGAUCAUCCAUCUGUGGAAAUGUUGCCUCGUGAGUCUCUCGUUACACCAGUAACACACUUUAGUGGUGUCAUUUUACAAAGUACAUGAAUAUUUAAGUAUUUUCUAUUUAAGUAAAACUAAGGUGAGUGCUGUUGAGAUUAUGAUUAUGAGGAUUGAGCCUCGCUGCGUUGUGCAGUCGUGAAGCUCCAGGUUUUCUAAAGCUGUUGACCCAGGGUUCGGGAUCCAUUGAGCCACGCUGGUUGUUUGAAUACGUUUUCCUGCUCAAAGAAUAUGAACAAUGUUUUAACAUUUCUCUAAUGUCAACCUGUAAUGAUGCACCUGUGCUGUUUAUUUCUGCAUCACAUUCAGGGUUUUUCUUAUUAAACCCUUUUUUCAGAUUGAA